CCUGAUCUCGCUUCCACACCAUGUCAACAAGACAUUUCUUUCACGACUCCGAGGCCUUAGUGCUGGAUUGUCUUGAGAGUCUGACUCUCACCAACACGUUUCUUGGUUUUGACAGAGCGAAUAAAUCUGUCUUCUACACCGGGCACGAUUCCUCGAAAAACGUCGCACUUAUAUCCGGGGGAGGUGCAGGACACGAGCCAGCACACGCAGGCUACGUGGGAGAAGGUCUCUUGACAGCAGCUGUUUCCGGCUCGAUAUUCGCGUCGCCAAAUGUAUCGCAGAUUGUCAACACCAUAUCUCGAGUCGGCGGAGAGGCUGGAACAAUUCUGAUAAUAAAGAACUAUACAGGAGACGUAUUCCACUUUCAUCUUGCAGCUGAGAAGGCUCGAGCGAACUAUGGUCUGAAGGUCGAGAUAAUAGUUGUCGGAGACGAUGUCUCGGUUGGACGUCAGAAGAGUGGCAAGGUUGGACGAAGAGGGCUGGCUGGGACUGUGCUAGUACAUAAGAUUCUGGGUGCCAUGAGCAAGGACCCAAAUGCCUCUCUGGAAAAGUUGGCUAGUAUGGGGCGACUAGUUGCCUCGAACCUAGUUACUGUUGGAGCAUCUUUAGGACAUGUGCAUGUUCCGGGUCGUGCAGUGUCUGAUCCCACCACUGCCCCUCCUGACCAAAUUGAGCUCGGUAUGGGCAUCCACAACGAAUCCGGCAGUCGGAUUCUCAACCCACCACCUAAUGCGAAGACCCUUAUCGACAUGAUGCUCGACCAAUUAUUGAGCACCACGGACGCCGACAGAUCGUAUGUCAACAUGAGCGAUGCAGAAGAAAUUGUCCUGCUCAUCAAUAAUCUUGGUGGCAUCUCAGUGCUGGAACUGGGCGGCAUCACAAAAGCUGUUGUCUCAGCCCUUGAGAGUCUGAAAUUCACACUGUCGAGAGUACUUUCUGGGACCUUCAUGAGUAGUCUUGAUGGCCCAGGUUUCAGCAUUACACUUCUGAAGGCCAACUCGGAAAUGCUGAAGUACCUCGAUGCACCUUCCAAUGCUGUUGGAUGGCCUUCAACGGAAGGUCUUCUGUCCUUGAAGCGAGACAAGUCGUUACAAGUAGACCAAGCAUCUCAACAUUCUGUAUCAGAUGUUCAAGGAUCCCACGACGGUGCCAAGAUGAACGUACAGGAAUUCAAGUCUCGAGUAAUAAAAGCCUGUAAGAAUCUCAUCGAUUCAGAAGCUCGGAUAACUGAAGCCGAUACCAUCGUCGGCGACGGUGAUUGCGGAAUCACGCUUGCUCGCGGAGCAAAAGCAGUUCUGGCUUACAUUGAUAAAUCCGAGUUGAGCCCAAUUGCCGCCUCAACACUUCUGGGCAUCUCAAAUGUCAUCGAAGAAAGUAUGGACGGUACAUCUGGAGCACUGUACAGCAUCUUCUUCAAUGCCCUUGCAUCCGCCCUUCGAUCCCUUUCAACAAACAGUGAACUCGGCUCCUCUGAGUGGGGCGUGGUAGCUAGUAGCGCUUUGUCUAAGUUGCAAGCUGCUACACCCGCAAGACAAGGUGAUCGGACCUUGAUGGAUGCUCUGGAACCAUUCAUCGUAAGUUUCGAGGCUGGAGAAGGGGCAGAAGUCGCCUUGCAGAAAGCCAAGAAGGGGGUCGAGGCUACGAAAGGAAUGCAAGCAGCCUUUGGAAGAGCUGUAUAUGUUGAAGAAAGUGCGUGGAGCCAGGUGCCUGAUCCUGGUGCGGAAGGUAUCUUGUGUGUUUUAGAGGGACUCGUGGAAAAGUCAUGA
Cadophora gregata is the source of this 1766-nucleotide messenger RNA. RefSeq lists its product as uncharacterized. The record is from RefSeq and is a predicted model, not a curated record. Gene Ontology annotation, molecular function: glycerone kinase activity; ATP binding. The transcript is spliced from 4 exons. Gene Ontology annotation, biological process: glycerol catabolic process. Lineage: Eukaryota; Fungi; Ascomycota; Leotiomycetes; Helotiales; Ploettnerulaceae. Bases 21 to 1766 code for a protein of 581 amino acids. Gene Ontology annotation, cellular component: cytosol.